Diplodia corticola is the source of this 1806-nucleotide messenger RNA. Its product is annotated as abhydrolase domain-containing protein. The record is from RefSeq and is a predicted model, not a curated record. Lineage: Eukaryota; Fungi; Ascomycota; Dothideomycetes; Botryosphaeriales; Botryosphaeriaceae. Gene Ontology annotation, molecular function: GTP binding; GTPase activity. Gene Ontology annotation, cellular component: mitochondrion. Bases 1 to 1806 code for a protein of 601 amino acids. The transcript has 8 exons.
AUGCCUGCGCCUCCGAAACAGCGCAAGAUUGCAAUUGUCGGCAGCCGCUCUGUCGGCAAAUCCUCCCUCACCGUCCAAUUCGUAGACGGCCACUUCGUCGAGAGCUACUAUCCCACCAUCGAGAACACGUUUAGCAAGGUUAUCCGCUACAAGAGCCAGGACUAUGCCUGCGAGAUCAUCGACACGGCCGGCCAGGAUGAGUACAGCAUCCUGAACUCGAAGCAUUUCAUCGGCAUCCACGGCUACAUGAUUGUCUAUUCGGUCGCUUCCAAGCAGACGUUCGAGAUGGCCCGCAUCAUCCGCGACAAGAUCCUCAACCACCUGGGCACGGAAUGGGUUCCGCUAGUCAUUGUCGGCAACAAAAGCGACUUGCGCCCGGAACAGCGCCAGGUCACGGCCGAGCAGGGCAAGGCGCUUGCCGAGGAGUUCAAGUGCGCGUGGACCGAGGCCAGCGCGCGCUACAACGAGAACGUGUCCAGAGCGUUUGACCACAUGAUCGGCGAGAUCGAGAAGAGCCAAAACCCCGGCGAGGCACCCGCCGGCGGCAAGUGCACAGUGAUAGGCGUUGGGAGGACAGGGAUUGGGGACAUCUGGUCUUUUGCGUGGAUAGUUCAACAUUGGCUAGAACGGCGACUUUCAGCUCCAUCCUGGCUUCGAGAACUUCAGCGUCGCAACUCGCAAGCCACCGUCCGCACUGUCGGAGUCGCCUUGUCUCACCUCGACGCCGUCCAGGUCGGUGGAAAAGGGCUGGAAAAGGGCUGGAACAUGGCGACUCACCCGCCUUCACACCCUGCAUCCCAUUCAACCGCCAUGCACCCGUUCUGCCGGCCAAACGAUUUUCCCGGCAAAGCGCUCGCAUCGCGGAAGAAGCAUUGUCAGCAACCACUCGCCAUGUUCACUACACGAGCUGCUGCGCCGCUCAGGCUGGCGCGUCACGCAACCAUCAGGCCAUUCAGCACCUCGCGCCCGCUCGCCCGCCUGGACCUCUCCUACGACUUGCACGAGCCGCCCAAGUCGCAAGGGUCCUCGACGACUGUCUCUGAAAAUGCUCCGAUUAUUAUUCUGCACGGCUUGUUCGGCUCCAAGAGAAAUAACAGGAGCAUAAGUAAGCAGCUGUCCCGCGAUUUGAACCGCCCCAUCUACGCCGUCGACCUGCGCAACCAUGGCGACUCGCCGCAUGACCCCCGCCACGACUACACGGCGCUUGCAGAGGACAUGGAGGGCUUCAUCGAGCACCACCGGCUGAGCGGCUCCACGCUGAUCGGGCACUCGAUGGGCGCGAAGACUGUCAUGGCCGUGGCCCUGCGCCGGCCGGAGCUGGUCCGCGACCUGAUCCCGGUGGACAACGCACCCGUAGAUGCGGCGCUCAAGAGCGACUUUGCGCAGUACAUGAAGGGCAUGAAGAAGGUGGACGCCGCCCGGCCCAAGAAGCAGAGCGACGCCGACGCCAUUUUGAAGCCGUUUGUUGAGGACAUUGGAGUGCGCAUGUUCCUGCUGUCGAACCUGGUGCGCGCCCCGGGCAACGACCACCUGCAGUUCAAGAUUCCCGUCGGCUACCUCGCCAACGCGCUCGACAACAUGGCCGAUUUCCCCUUCACCAACCCCGACGAGACGCGCUUCAGCAAGCCGACGCUGUUUAUCCGCGGCACCAAGAGCCACUACGUCCCCGACGAGACCAUCCCCAUCAUCGGCAGGUUCUUCCCGCUGUUCAAGAUGAAGGACGUGGAAUCCGGCCAUUGGGUCGUUUCUGAGAACCCUGAGGGUUUCAGGCAAGCUGUCCUCGAGUUCCUGCAGGAUCAAGAGUAA